AUGGAUCCGAAGUGUUUAUACGGUCUUGACGGUUCCGAUUCAGGAUUUGAAAUGAGCUUUGACUCGGAAAAUGAAGCUACGUUUUCAUUGGACGAUACAAUGGGCUCCGAGGGUUUCGCUUCGUCCGUGAGUUUAGCCGACGACGACCUACAAGUAAAACCAAAAAAACGCCGACAAAGAAGAACGAGAGAACGAAGUCCAAUGCAGCUGAUUAAAAUAAAAAAACACCGGCGCAUGAAGGCAAAUGACAGGGAACGAAAUCGGAUGCAUAUGUUAAACGAAGCUUUGGACAGACUUCGAUGUGUAUUGCCAACAUACCCAGAUGAUGCGAAAUUAACAAAAAUCGAAACUCUCAGGUUCAAAAACCCUUUUCUCUUAUUUAUGUUUAAAAAGUUGGUAUUAUUUACAUUCCACACAUUUAAUUGCUGUUAUCAUAAUUUAUUGGAUACUCUUAUUAAUGACAACAUUUCAAAUUUUCAGAUCACCUCUUCUACGGGAACGUGUGCUUUGGCACARCAGAAGAAACCGUGCUCACCGAUCACCGAGCCACUGGCGACUUCGACGCCUAUAAAGGAUUCGUCCAAGCUACACCAACACUCAUCGACAAACCACUGUCUCAAUGAUUCUGGUUACUUCGAACCACAACGUCUCGACCACCUUUUUGGUAUAACCGCCGAUCAUACAGGACAUGACCAAAAUUACCAACCAGACARAUGGCUUCAGAAACCGAACGACACUCAGCACCAGAAUCACCACCAGCUACCCACUUUGACCAACAAGACGUGGCCCGAAACGGCGUACUGCAAUGAAUACCAACCUACUUGGCCGCUGCAGAACGCGUGGCACAAUCAYGGACCAUUGACGUAUCCGUCAUCUGCUAUAGACCAGAGGUGCCAUGAACCGAUGAUGUUCUACUCCUGAAAUUGGUAAGAAAAAACACCAUCACUUCGGCACUAAUACGGGGAGAAUUGAAUGCCACCCGCGGCUAUCGGUUUCUGAUCGUCACCAUUACUCAUCUACCCCGCUCUCRCUCGGUACUUUAAUUAUUUGUCUGCCCAAGUGACAAGACAAUGUCCGACAUGUUUAUAUAUACUAUUAUUUUGUACUUUUGUUUAUAUUUAUAUAUAUAUAUACUAUUUUAUUUUUGUUCGUAAGCACUCGUUACCGCGGCGAACGAUAAACAAUAUUAUAUUUUUGUACCUAUUUAUUAUUAUUAUGUAA
Molecule: messenger RNA, 1221 nt
Organism: Diuraphis noxia (Russian wheat aphid)
Lineage: Eukaryota; Metazoa; Arthropoda; Insecta; Hemiptera; Aphididae
Gene: tap
Product: Basic helix-loop-helix neural transcription factor tap
Biological process (GO): axon development; sensory organ development; positive regulation of transcription by RNA polymerase II
Cellular component (GO): nucleus
Molecular function (GO): E-box binding; DNA-binding transcription factor activity, RNA polymerase II-specific; protein dimerization activity
Source: RefSeq, a predicted model, not a curated record